AUGGGACCCAAUUGGAUACAUGGCACAGACGAUAAUCCUAUGCUGGAUCUGGCCAAGCAGACGGGGACUGCCGUUGGGACUUGGGAUGUAGCGUCUUACGUUUUUAAUGAGUCUGGGGAAUUGCUGCCGGUAGCUGAAGGAGAAAAGUAUUCCUCAUUGGUGUGGGACAUCAUUCAAGAUGCAUUCGUGCACUCGAACAAGUCAUCUGCAGAUAUCGACGAGAAACUAAGCUUGUUGGACUUUUUCAAGGAAAAGGUGGUGGACAAGAUACCAGAAUCUGAGGACGACUUUCAGAAAAAGCGAGAGAUGGUUUUGAAGAUGUCUGAGAUGUGGGGUACCUUUAUCGGCAGCCCCGUUGGCCAGCAGAGCUUGAAGUUCUUCUGGUUGGAGGAGUGCAUCGAAGGGGAGAAUCUCUUUUGCGCCGGCACAUACGAAAAGAUCCUCCAAGAAGUGGCAAGACCAGCACUUUCAAAUGCCACCAUCAAACUGGACUCCAUUGUCGACAAGAUUUCCUGCCGGACAGAUCCAAACGACGAGACCCGAGUGCGCCUGAGAAACGGACAGACGUUGACGUUUGACGAACUGGUUAUCACAUGUCCGCUAGGGUGGCUGAAACAAAAUCUCACCGCAUUUGACCCUCCCCUGCCGUCGGUUCUCACAAAGGCGAUUGGCUCCAUCGGCUACGGGUGCCUUGAAAAGGUCUACAUUAGCUUCCCAAAGGCGUUCUGGCUUCCAGCCGAAGGCGAGGGCCGCAGAGUUCAUGGCUUUGCCCAAUGGAUAGCGCCCGAAUAUCACGCUGAGAAUGCUCGCGGGUGGAAUCAAGAAUUGGUGGAGCUGGCCAGCAUUGCACCCGAGGCAGCUCACCCAACGCUGCUCUUUUACAUCUACGGCGAGCAGUCCGAAUAUCUGACGGCAAAGGUGGCCGCGAUUGACGGGCAAGAGAAGAAGGACGCUUUCCUGCUGGAAUUCUUCAAGCCCUACUACUCCAAGCUGCCGCAGUACUCUGACGACUCGGCAGACUGCCAGCCCAUCUGCUGUCUCGCGACCGAUUGGGUGCGUGACGAGCUGGCCGGCCACGGCAGCUACAGCAAUUUCCAAGUCGGCCUAUCCAACGGAGACGAGGACAUCAAGACUAUGAGGCGCGGAUUGCCGGAACACGGCCUGUGGUUGGCGGGAGAGCACACGGCGCCGUUUGUGGCGCUGGGGACGGCGACUGGGGCGUAUUGGAGCGGAGAGUCGGUCGGAAAGAGAAUCGUGGAGGCCUACGACAUGGCAAAGCAGGAAGAGCCAUUGGACGCAGCUCUGUGA
This is a messenger RNA of Trichoderma gamsii, 1308 nucleotides long. RefSeq lists its product as hypothetical. The transcript is spliced from 3 exons. Lineage: Eukaryota; Fungi; Ascomycota; Sordariomycetes; Hypocreales; Hypocreaceae. The record is from RefSeq and is a predicted model, not a curated record. Gene Ontology annotation, molecular function: oxidoreductase activity. Bases 1 to 1308 code for a protein of 435 amino acids.